AUGGAGUUCAAAGGAAUACUAAUACUACUUAUCGUUAGCGGGACAUUAUCAAUUCUAAUCUUAGGGGCAUCUUAUCUAUUAGGAUAUAAACAACCCGAUAUGGAAAAAGUGUCAGUCUAUGAAUGUGGGUUUGAUCCUUUUGAUAACCCGGGAAAUCCCUUUUCCGUUAGAUUCUUCUUAAUUGGUAUCUUGUUUUUAAUAUUUGAUCUUGAAAUAUCUUUUUUAUUUCCCUGGGCUGUCACAUAUAUGGGCCUACCUUUAUUUGGAUAUUGGGUUAUUAUGUUAUUUUUAUUUAUCUUAACUUUAGGGUUAAUUUAUGAGUGGAUAGAAGGGGGCUUAGAGUGGGAAAACUAG
This is a messenger RNA of Dendronephthya gigantea, 354 nucleotides long. The record is from the annotation of a RefSeq genome assembly. Lineage: Eukaryota; Metazoa; Cnidaria; Anthozoa; Malacalcyonacea; Nephtheidae.